Molecule: messenger RNA, 631 nt
Organism: Trichoderma asperellum CBS 433.97
Lineage: Eukaryota; Fungi; Ascomycota; Sordariomycetes; Hypocreales; Hypocreaceae
Source: RefSeq, a predicted model, not a curated record
GGCGUGGGCGACAUACCUUCAAUUAUACAUGCGGAAUCUUGUAUCCUUUCCAACAGAUCCUAUCUAUGGCGCCCAGAUUGCGUGUGAUCGCGGUGCUCUUGGUUCUCCAAUUCAUCUCUGUUCUACCUAAUUCCGUCAGCGCAAAAGAUGUCAUAUCACCAUGGAAUGAUACCGCGACAGGUUUCGGACCAGAUCUCGGUCUCGCUGAGACCUGGAACGCCUCCUUUCCGCUAUUUGAAAGCAUAAAGUCUUUACCAACCAACAACAGUGGUGCGGCUGGCAGCGACGGGAGCAACACAGGCGUCGACCUCAAGCACAGAGCUACCAAGGACUUCUGUCUUAGGUUCAUGCCCCUAGAUGCCUCUAUCACGCAGGGAAUAUAUUUGUCGGACAACAAUGGCUACAAAAAGUCGAUACAAGAGCAGCAGCGGUGGCAGGGUUUGCAAGUGAACAGUGAGGGAUCCAUGAUUCCAACUGGCGUCAAUGCUGUCGUGAAUCGCCCUCUGGCCCAGCGCCAGCUUAUGGUGGGUGGCCUGGUGAACUGGAUGUACCCGAAGGCCCACGCCAUAUGGGGUGUUGGAGUAUAUAUUCAUCAGUGUCCUGCUUCCCGUUGUCAGUAGACGUAUAUUAC